This is a messenger RNA of Asterias rubens (European starfish), 1149 nucleotides long. RefSeq names its product coactosin-like protein. Gene Ontology annotation, biological process: regulation of actin filament polymerization. The transcript has 4 exons. The record is from RefSeq and is a predicted model, not a curated record. Gene Ontology annotation, molecular function: actin filament binding. Gene Ontology annotation, cellular component: site of polarized growth; actin filament; plasma membrane. The coding region runs from base 243 to 683 and encodes 146 amino acids. NCBI's taxonomy places the organism in Eukaryota, Metazoa, Echinodermata, Asteroidea, Forcipulatida, Asteriidae.
GAAGUCUGGUUCCGCAUCCACGCACACACAGAGGUGCAUAUUAGGUAAAGCAUGCGACCGGAACCCGACUUCCUGAAUCCGUUACAACCCACCUUAUCAUGGUCUGUGUAGUUCCGUUUGGCUUGAAGGUUGUCUGCUGAGUAGUUCCUUUUUGUAUUCCAUUCAGUAGUGGGACAAUAAAUUCGCUGGAAGAGACUUCAAUUGUGUGGUUAAUCUCAUCAGUUCUGACACAGUUGUACAAAAUGGCGUCACCCGUUAGUGCAGAGGCCAAGUCGAAAAUACACGAGGCGUAUAUGGAUGUACGGAGCGACAGUACUGAAACACGGUGGUGUAUAGCUUCGUAUCCAGAUGACGGUAAAAAGAUUGAUCUAACUGGAAGCGGAACCGACUACAGUGAAUUCCUAGACGCUGCAAAAGAUGACCAGAGGGUGUAUGCCUAUGUCCGGUACCAGACUGGGGAUGAAAUGAGCAAACGAAGCAAGUUUGCUUUCAUUACAUGGAUUGGACCAAAUGUAAAAGCUCUUGCCAAGGCUAAAGUCAGCACGGACAAAAGCUUCGUUAAAAACAUAUUUUCCAAUUUUGGCGUGGAAGUCUUAGCUGACGAAGCAGACGAUCUAGCCGAAGAAAAUGUCUUAACACUUCUAAAAAACGCCGGUGGCGCAAACUACGGAUCUGCCCGAUAGGAUAGAGGGCGGUGUUUCAAGGGCAUUAUUAUUUACUAACUCAUUGAAUAAAACAAUGGAUUUGUCUACAACAUCAGUGACUGAAUGUGCGUGUUUGUAUUUGCAUAUUAUGGUUAUUUGAUGUCGAAGUCAGCAGCCAUGGCUAGCCAUAGCCAGUGCACGACGCUUUACUGUGUAAACAUAUUGUUGGUUAUAGGUUGUUUGUUUGUUUGUUUGUUUGUUUGUUUGUUUGUUUGUUUGUUUGUUUGUUUGUUUGUUUAGAUUCCUACCUUGAAAUUUUGUAAAAUUUUCAUGACGUAAUAAUAGGUGAAACGACGGAAUGAUUUAGAUUAUAUCAUUAAUAUAGCCUAGAACAGACUGUAGCUCGACAUUUCUUCAUCGGCUUUUCCAUAAAAAUAUUUUAAUUCAAAAUAGGUCUUAAAGGGAAGGAACACGAUUGGUAAUCACUCAAAACAAAUAUUAACUU